Messenger RNA from Paramecium pentaurelia, 333 nucleotides. The record is from the annotation of a GenBank genome assembly. Lineage: Eukaryota; Ciliophora; Oligohymenophorea; Peniculida; Parameciidae.
AUGGACAUUUUGAUAAGAGUUUAUAAAAAAGAAUAACAAAAUAAUUAAUCGAUAGUUUCAAAAAGAAUCUAUAAACCUUUUUAGAAAAUUCUUCAAAAUCCAAAACAUCAACAUUUUUAAAUCCAAAAGAAAAGGUGUUCUUUGAUGAGUUUGGAAGGCUCAAAAUUAAUAUUAAUGAUUGAUGAGCAUUCUUAUUUCGAGAAUAUCUAAGAAGUUAACUUAUUCCCUAUUCUGUAUUGUAACAAUUAAUAUCAAUUUCAACUUUAUAAAUCACUUAUGUAAAAAUGGAAAAAAGUAAAAUAACAAUAAGUAAUUUAUUCAAUUUAGAAGUGA